Ipomoea triloba (trilobed morning glory) is the source of this 1946-nucleotide messenger RNA. Its product is annotated as probable protein phosphatase 2C 4. Gene Ontology annotation, biological process: protein dephosphorylation. The transcript has 4 exons. Gene Ontology annotation, molecular function: protein serine/threonine phosphatase activity. The record is from RefSeq and is a predicted model, not a curated record. Bases 19 to 1761 code for a protein of 580 amino acids. Lineage: Eukaryota; Viridiplantae; Streptophyta; Magnoliopsida; Solanales; Convolvulaceae.
AAUAAAUUUUGACGACAAAUGGGCAACGGGAUCGGAAACUUGAAGCACUGUUUCGCCGGAGACGGCGGCGAGAUUUCCCGGCGACGCCAUGAGAUCGCCGUGUAUAUAUCCGAUCCUAUGGAUGAAGGGCUGGGCCAUUCUUUCUGCUACGUAAGGCCCGACCCAUCGUCCAAAACUAAUCCAUUCUCCGAUGACUACUCCUGCUCUUCCGCCGCCACCAGCACCACCGGUUCUUCCAUUACGACGGCGUUUCUCACCAUUUCCGGCGCCUCCAUCUCCGCCAAUACUUCCACCCCGCUCUCCACGGCCCUCGUCGACCUCGGCCCGUACAUGGAAAAGGCCGCGGCUUUUGAGAGCUCCCCGUUUUUCUCCUCCAUCCCUUUGCAGCCCAUUCCCCGGAGUUCCAUUUCCUCCGUCCGGUCCGGCCCGGUUCCGGGGAUUUCCGGGUUCGUCUCCGGGCCGGUUGAGCGCGGGUUCUUGUCCGGCCCGAUAGAGAGGAGCUUCACCUCCGGUCCUCUGGAUAUUCACUGUGAUAAACUCCAUAGGUUCAAACCCAAAUCCAAAAAAUCAAAACUUGUUCGGAAUUUCAAGAAACUUAUGUCAAACCCUCUAUACAAAUUCGGGCCAAGAGAUUCCAAUCCCAAUGGGAGUCAUAGUAAUGGUUUGAGCAGUGAGGGUAGUUUAGUCUAUGAUGAAGAUGAAGAAGGCAUUGAGGCGUUGAUGGCUCAAAAUGUGCAGUGGGCUCAGGGGAAAGCAGGGGAGGACAGGGUCCACGUGGUGAUCUCCGAGGAACAUGGGUUGAUUUUCGUGGGGAUUUAUGAUGGUUUUAACGGCCCAGAUGCCACAGACUUUUUGCUACAAAACCUCUACACAAAUGUCUUCAAGGAACUGAAGGGGGUGCUGUGGAAUGAAACCAAGAACACUACUGUUCCAUUGGUGAUUAACCAUUCUGAUGUUCUUAAGGGUCUUUCGGAGGGAUUGAGGAAGACUGAAAGGAGCUAUUUGGAGAUAUCUGAUCUGAUGUUGAAGGAGAAUCCUGAGUUGGCUUUAAUGGGGUCUUGUGUUCUUGUGAUGCUGAUGAAGGGUACAGAUGUGUACUUGAUGAAUGUUGGAGAUAGCAGGGCGGUUUUAGGGCAAAAGAGGGAAUGUGAUCACUCCACAGGGAAGGCUAUAGCUGAGGAGGCCCUGUACAAAGCCCUGUCUGACCGGAAACACAAUCUCCAUCCUCUGCAACUCACUGUUGAUCACAGCACAUCUGUUACAGAGGAAGUUGUGAGGAUUAAGAAAGAACAUCCGGAUGAUGCUUCAGCAAUCAAGAAUGAUAGAGUGAAGGGAUCCUUAAAAGUGACGAGAGCUUUUGGGACAGGCUUUCUGAAAAAUCCAAAAUGGAACGAUGCGAUUCUCGAGGCCUUCCAGAUCGACUACGUUGGAACAUCACCCUACAUCAACUGCAUACCUUCACUGCAACACCACAGGCUAGGUCCAAGGGACAAACUAUUGAUCUUGUCCUCAGAUGGACUUUUCCAGUACUUCACCAAUGAAGAAGCUAUCUCCGAGGUUGAGACGUUCAUGUCUAUAUUCUCUGAUGGAGAUCCCGCUCAGCACCUAAUCGAACAAGUAAUCUUCAAAGCUGCUAAGAAAGCAGGGAUGAACUUCCAUGAGUUGCUUGAUAUUCCACAAGGACAGCGGCGAAUGUACCAUGAUGAUGUCUGCAUCAUUGUCAUCUCUUUCGAUGGAAGGAUUUGGCAGUCAUCCAUCUAAUCCAGGGAAAUUCUGGGACUGAUAGAGAGAAGCUAAUUGCUUUUCUGCUUUAACUGUUCUAUGACCCCCAUUUUUGUAAUGUGUUCAUAGUUCACUAAUAGGGGCUUAUUAUUAGUUAAGGUAGAUGAUGAUGUUUCUUGAUCUGAGGGUAACUGGAUCUCUAUCCCCUCAGAGAUGAUAGGAAA